Messenger RNA from Cygnus atratus (black swan), 1173 nucleotides. RefSeq names its product pepsin B-like. NCBI's taxonomy places the organism in Eukaryota, Metazoa, Chordata, Aves, Anseriformes, Anatidae. The transcript is spliced from 10 exons. Bases 1 to 1173 code for a protein of 390 amino acids. Gene Ontology annotation, molecular function: aspartic-type endopeptidase activity. The record is from RefSeq and is a predicted model, not a curated record. Gene Ontology annotation, biological process: proteolysis.
AUGAAGUGGCUCAUCCUGGCCAUGCUGUGCCUCCAGCUCUCAGAGGGGCUGGUGAGGAUCAAACUGAAGAAAUACAAGUCCGCACGGGAGGCGAUGAGGGAGGCAGGCGUGUUGGAGGACUACCUGAAGAAAAUGAAGCACGACCCAGCCAGGAGAUACCAAUUCAAGAACAAACACACUGUGUACGAGCCGAUGGCCAACCAUCUGGAUUCGUCCUACUUCGGGGAGAUCAGCAUUGGGACCCCCCCGCAGAACUUCCUGGUGCUCUUCGACACCGGCUCCUCCAACCUCUGGGUGCCCUCCACCCUGUGCCAGACGCCGGCUUGCAGAAAUCACGCCAGGUUCAACCCCCAUGCCUCCUCCACCUUCAUCAACAACAGCCGGACCUUCAGCCUGUCCUAUGGCAGCGGCUCGCUGAUGGUGAUGCUGGGCUACGACACCCUGCAGAUCCAGAGCAUCAAGGUCAGAAACCAGGAGUUCGGGCUGAGCAAGGAUGAGCCCUCCCAGCCUUUCUACUACGCCCAAUUCGACGGGAUCCUGGGCAUGGCUUACCCCUCGCUGGCCGCGGGAGGGACGCCCACCGUGCUGCAGGGCAUGCUGCAGCAGAACCAGCUCACCCAGCCCAUCUUCAGCUUCUACUUCUCCCGCCACCCCACCUACAACUACGGGGGGGAGCUCAUUCUCGGAGGAGUGGACAGGAGGCUCUUCACCGGGGAGAUCGUGUGGGCGCCGGUGACCCAGGAGCUGUACUGGCAGGUGGCGAUUAACAAGUUUGCCAUCGGACAUUCGGCCAUGGGCUGGUGCAGCCAGGGCUGCCAGGCCAUCGUGGACACUGGGACGUUCCUGCUCGCGGUGCCCCAGCAGUACAUGAAGAGCUUCCUGCAGGCCGUGGGCGCCCAGGAGACCAGCUACGGUUAUGCCGUUGACUGCAGCCAGGUCCGGAACUUGCCCACCAUCACCUUCGUCAUCAAUGGCAUGUCGUUCCCGCUGUACCCCUCUGCCUACAUCCUCAACAGCAAUGGUUACUGCACCGUUGGGAUCGAGGCCACCUACCAGCCCUCCCAGAACGGGCAGCCGCUCUGGAUUUUGGGUGACGUCUUCCUCAAGGAGUAUUACACCGUCUUCGACAUGGCGAACAACCGCGUCGGCUUCGCCCCAUCGGUUUCUGCGUGA